Adineta ricciae is the source of this 344-nucleotide messenger RNA. The record is from the annotation of a GenBank genome assembly. NCBI's taxonomy places the organism in Eukaryota, Metazoa, Rotifera, Eurotatoria, Adinetida, Adinetidae.
GCUUUGACGCUUUUAGUAGAUCUUUAAUUAUAAUUCUCACUUCAUCUUAGGAGAAAUUGGAUCGACAGCAAGUGAAGUUAUACCACCAUGUCUCCCGACACCAAAUCCUGCAUUGGAAGGCUUCGAUCAAACGUUUCGCAAAGAUGCAGUUCAAUUGGUCGAAACCCGCAAUAUUCACAAGCAUUUUGCAGCUUGCUAUAAAUAUUCUAAAGGCAAAAAUGAUAGUUCAAAAAGGUGUCGAAUGGGCAUGCCACGCGCACUAGUGAAUGUUUCUAAUAUUGACCUUACAACAGGUCAGAUAACUAUGCGUCGAUCACAUCCGUGGAUCAAUAACUUUAAUGAAU